AUGCCUUUCAAACUGAGGGAGUCCUCUGACAACUAUUAUGAGUUAGUAGUGUCACAGCCACUAGACCGGGAGAAGGUCCCAGAAUAUGACAUCACGUUCACUGUGACGGACAGAGGCUCUCCUCCUUUAUCUGACAAUGAAACGAUGACGUUAGAACUGCUGGAUGUAAAUGACAAUGUUCCACAGUUCCCUCAGUCAUUUUAUACGAUACGUGUGAUGGAGAAUAACGCACCUGGGGCCCUGCUCAGUUCACUCACUGCGUUUGACCCUGACCUCCAUGAAAACCAGUACCUAGUGUACUUCAUCCUGGAGAGGGAGAUAGCCAACACCUCCAUGUCCAUGCUGUUCUCCAUCAAUCCAGAGAACGGUAAUCUGUACGCACUGAAAACCUUUGACUAUGAGAUCGAGAGCGAGUUUCUUUUCCACAUCGAGGCCAGAGACUCUGGCUCUCCUCCACUCAGCAGCAACGUGACGGUCCACAUCAUCAUAGUGGACCAGAACGACAACGCUCCGGUGAUCGUCUCUCCGUGGCGCGCACACGGCUCGGUGGUGGAGGAAAAGAUCCCCAGAUCCACCGAUAAAGGCUCUCUGGUGGCCAAAGUGAUCGCCUUGGACACCGACUCGGUGCACAACUCUCGGAUUACGUACCAGUUUCUACAAGUGACUGACGCCACCUUGUUCAGUCUGGAUCAGUACAACGGAGAGAUCCGGACUAUGAGGAUGUUCAGCUACAGAGACCCGCGUCACCAGCGACUGGUUGUUGUUGCAAAGGACAACGGGCAGCCCACUCUCUCCGCUACAGUCACCAUCAAGCUGUCCACAGUGGAGACGGCCGUGAAGGCCUACUCGGACAUGACGGAGGUGCCUCUGGAAUAUGACAUCUUCUCAGACCUCAACCUGUAUUUGGUCAUCGGCCUGGGCUCGGUGUCAUUUCUCCUGCUGAUCACCAUUCUGGUCACCAUCGUGCUCAAGUGUCAGAAACCCAAGCCCAGCAAAGCGGCUCCUCCCUGCAGGAACAGUGUGCUCAGUGAGAGGAACUCCACCAUCGCAGACUCCACGCUGGUCUCCAACGAUGCCUACUGGUACAGUCUGUUUCUAGCAGAGACCAGGAAGGGGAAGAUGGUGGUUAGACAGCCGGUGCCAAAGGGCUCCAGAUACUUCGUGUCCAGCAUACCAAGAGGCACAGGACUGACAUACACUAGUGACUCAGCGGCUUCAACACUGCAGAGUCCAGUCAAGGAAAACAUAGAAUUAGACACAGUGAUAGCUGUAGUUAGUGUCAGUGAUAAAGACUCUGGGGUCAAUGGAGUGGUUGACCUUCAUAUUCCAGAUAACAUGCCUUUCAAACUGAGGGAGUCCUCUGAUAACUAUUAUGAGUUAGUAGUGUCACAGCCACUAGACCGGGAGAAGGUCCCGGAAUAUGACAUCACGUUCACUGUGACGGACAGAGGCUCUCCUCCUUUAUCUGACAAUGAAACGAUGACGUUAGAACUGCUGGAUGUAAAUGACAAUGUUCCCCAGUUCCCUCAGUCAUUUUAUAUGAUACGUGUGAUGGAGAAUAACGCACCUGGGGCCCUGCUCAGUUCACUCACUGCGUUUGACCCUGACCUCCAUGAAAACCAGUACCUAGUGUACUUCAUCCUGGAGAGGGAGAUAGCCAACACCUCCAUGUCCAUGCUGUUCUCCAUCAAUCCAGAGAACGGUAAUCUGUACGCACUUAAAACCUUUGACUAUGAGAUCGAGAGCGAGUUUCUUUUCCACAUCGAGGCCAGAGACUCUGGCUCUCCUCCACUCAGCAGCAACGUGACGGUCCACAUCAUCAUAGUGGACCAGAACGACAACGCCCCGGUGAUCGUCUCUCCGUGGCGCGCACACGGCUCGGUGGUGGAGGAAAAGAUCCCCAGAUCCACCGAUAAAGGCUCUCUGGUGGCCAAAGUGAUCGCCUUGGACACCGACUCGGUGCACAACUCUCGGAUUACGUACCAGUUUCUACAAGUGACUGACGCCACCUUGUUCAGUCUGGAUCAGUACAACGGAGAGAUCCGGACUAUGAGGAUGUUCAGCUACAGAGACCCGCGUCACCAGCGACUGGUUGUUGUUGCAAAGGACAACGGGCAGCCCACUCUCUCCGCUACAGUCACCAUCAAGCUGUCCACAGUGGAGACGGCCGUGAAGGCCUACUCGGACAUGACGGAGGUGCCUCUGGAAUAUGACAUCUUCUCAGACCUCAACCUGUAUUUGGUCAUCGGCCUGGGCUCGGUGUCAUUUCUCCUGCUGAUCACCAUUCUGGUCACCAUCGUGCUCAAGUGUCAGAAACCCAAGCCCAGCAAAGCGGCUCCUCCCUGCAGGAACAGUGUGCUCAGUGAGAGGAACUCCACCAUCGCAGACUCCACGCUGGUCUCCAACGAUGCCUACUGGUACAGUCUGUUUCUAGCAGAGACCAGGAAGGGGAAGAUGGUGGUUAGACAGCCGGUGCCAAAGGGCUCCAGAUACUUCGUGUCCAGCAUACCAAGAGGCACAGGACUGACAUACACAAGUGACUCAGCGGCUUCCACUCUGCAGGUAUGGACUUAA
Molecule: messenger RNA, 2574 nt
Organism: Pseudoliparis swirei
Lineage: Eukaryota; Metazoa; Chordata; Actinopteri; Perciformes; Liparidae
Product: protocadherin gamma-A4-like
Exons: 2
Coding region: 1-2574 (857 amino acids)
Biological process (GO): homophilic cell-cell adhesion
Cellular component (GO): plasma membrane
Molecular function (GO): calcium ion binding
Source: RefSeq, a predicted model, not a curated record